This is a messenger RNA of Bicyclus anynana (squinting bush brown), 3429 nucleotides long. RefSeq lists its product as uncharacterized. The record is from RefSeq and is a predicted model, not a curated record. The coding region runs from base 544 to 3234 and encodes 896 amino acids. The transcript is spliced from 18 exons. Gene Ontology annotation, cellular component: plasma membrane. NCBI's taxonomy places the organism in Eukaryota, Metazoa, Arthropoda, Insecta, Lepidoptera, Nymphalidae. Gene Ontology annotation, molecular function: protein binding.
UAUGUCCAAUGCAUUAUUCGAUACUCAUUUAAAAUUCUAACAUGAGCUUAUAAAGAAAGCUCGCCAUUUCCAAGCGGUCCCCUGCUGUCAUCGGUCGUCUUUAACGUUUAAACGGGGACGAGUUUAUCGAAGGUGUUUUAUUACCUAAAUAUAUUACGCAAAAUCGCUUUGGGAGGCAGCGGGCUCGGAGGCGCCCACGCGUCAAAAUUGCGGGGGCGAUCGCUGGAGGCUUCGCUCAAACGUGCGCGCGCGGCGAACGAUACACACGCGCCUUUAAAAAAACCUUUCGAAACCGAUAAACAAAUUCGUAACGUACACCAAACGCAGGCGAGUCGGUUUUGUACAUUUACCCGCACUACCCGCAUUCCACAGAUUAUAUUUGGAUUCUUUGAUUUCCCCAGUUCUCACUAGUGUUGUCAAUGACACGGUUUGGUGAUCGAUGUUUAUGAAAGUUCGGUGUGACGUCAUGAAUAGUGCUGUGACUGUGAUGCGGUUCGGUGGGCGACCAUUUGUUGACAAUGCGUGAUCAUUAGAGUGGAAAGAAUGUGGCUCAUGGGCGCGGUAUCAAUACUGUGCGUGAUAUCUUGCGCAUCGUCGGAGUGGCAGUGCCCGGAGCUCAGCGCGCGCCCGUCGGCCGAGUGUUCCUGCGACCUGCCGCACACGCUGCGCUGCGCUGGCGACCAUACUGCGCUACAGGUGAGCUACAAUUGCGCAUCGUCGGAGUGGCAGUGCCCGGAGCUCAGCGCGCGCCCGUCGGCCGAGUGUUCCUGCGACCUGCCGCACACGCUGCGCUGCGCUGGCGACCAUACUGCGCUACAGAUCAUUGGCCGUCAUCUCCGAGAGCAGAGGGCGCGGAACAAGAACACAGCAGUGUCUCUGCUCGACGUGGCCCUGCGUGGAGUGACGUCACUACCGUCGGCCUCAGUGGCUGAGCUAGCCGGCGUAGGCUUACACGGCUUGGUGAUAUCGUCGGGCGAUAUCAAGAGGGUCCAGCAAGGAGCCUUUAAUAGCAUAUCCUCUACGUUACUGGCUCUCGGUUUACCAAACAAUCAACUUCCGUCGGUUCCCACGGAAGCCUUAGUUCACCUGGCCAAUUUGGACCGCUUAGAUCUUUCCAAUAAUAAAAUACACACUUUAGAUUCAAACUCUUUCAAGGGGAUACAGAACUUGUCUUACUUGGACAUAAGCGAUAAUCAGCUCACAAGUAUAUCGGCGGGCGCGUUCGAGCCGCUCGCCAAAUUGGCCGUGCUCCGGCUUAGGGGCAAUUUGCUGAAAGUCUCUGCUUUGUCUGCACUGAAGGAGGCACAUCUUCUGAAAGAGUUGGAUGUAUCGAGCAACGCUUUGGAAGGUCCCGUCGGUCCAUCCACAGUACCGGCUCUUGCGUUUUUAGAAACGUUGCAUUUGUCUGACAAUACCUUUGCAAGUAUACGACGGGGUGCUCUGUCAGGUCUUACAAAUCUGACUCAACUGAACCUGCAUAACAACCAAAUAGAUGUUUUAGAGGACUACGCCUUCAAACAUCUCGCUAAUCUGUCCCACCUAGACUUAUCACAUAACGAAAUUGUCGCUGUCUCAGGUGCAUCUCUGGCCCAGUUAGUGAACUUAGCGCACUUGGAUCUGUCGCAUAAUUUCUUGAGGUCUCUCUCAGCGGACCCCCUGAAGCCUCUACACCAUCUGUCAGAGCUGCUGCUGCACGACAACGACAUAUCCAUCAUAGACGACGGAGCGCUCACUCAACACAUGGACCUUCAACGAUUUACUAUUGAAGAUAAUCCUCUUAAUUGUGAUUGCUUAAUGGCCGGCUUCGCUAGGUGGUUGCGGGAGGCAAAAAACCUGCCCCAAUCAGAUAAAUCUGCGGCAGUUUGCGCCACACCACCACAUUUGGAAGGGGCGUUGAUAUCCCGACUCUCGAAAAACAAACUAUGCGAUGACGAGCACGUUGAUACGAAGGUUAUUGAUGGACCCAAUUACGAUUACAAUAGAGUACUUGAGAACACGAUUGAUGAGGAUAAAGAUGAUAGUGCUCUGUAUGAAGAUAAGCAAGACGGGUUGGAUGAUGACAUUUAUGACGACGAAUUGGAAGUGCCGUCUGAAGAGGACUUGCCGAUCUCGAAAUCAAAGGUUCGUCUUGUAGACUCCUGGUUUGAUGAUGAAGAAGUGCACCUAUCCUGGGUGUUGGAGCCGCCUUCGACUCGAAGGUACCGAUGUACCGGGGUCACUGCGUCCAAGAGCGGCGGCCUACCCAAGCAUGUGGCGUGUCACAGAGCUGCACCAACAAAUAUUAUAUUGAGGGGGCUGAAGAUUGAUCCUAUGGAAAAAUAUACAUUCUGUAUAGCGCUAGAGGAAAUGGACACAGAAGACAUUCCAAUAUCCUUGGUUCUGGGAUGUGGCGCCUCACAACUAGUUAGAGAGCGGGAGGCUUACGUCACUAUCAGACCUUCUACUAUGACUGUGCCGGUUCGAGAAGAUUUAAGAGUCUCCGAGGUCCGGUCGAACGUGACUAGCGCCGGACUAUUAACCGUGCUAAUAUCUGUCAUGGGAAUACCGCCGCCGAAACCGCAGUACGUCCUGCCGAGAUCUCAGAGAGUCUCCUCGCCCGACACCAGAUAUACACUGCAUAACUGCUAUGUGAUCCUUGCUGUUUUGUCAAAAGGAUCCUUGGUCGCGCAAAAGGAUACUCCGUGUCAAUCGACAUUAGAAGUAUCCAUGGAAGGAUUCAUACAAGGUCCUUACGAAGUAUUUACGCGAUGUCAGCUGACGCGGGAACUGUUAAAAAACAAUUUCCACCAAAAGACAUUCCUUAGUAACUGGGUAUGCCUGAUAGAACAAGAGAGUGAUAGGAAUACAGCAGCGCACAUAGUGAAGUCGUCUCGCAAGCAAUAUUAUGGAUUGUUUCAAAUAGGCAAUGAAUGGUGCAAGGAAGGUCGUCGAGGCGGAAAAUGCAACGUCUCCUGUGAAUCUCUUUUGGACGAUGAUAUAAGGGACGACUGCGCGUGCGCAUAUCAAAUAUUCGAGGAAGAAGGUUUCAAGUAUUGGACGAAAUGGGACGCAAGGUGUAAAGGCCAGAGACUUCCAGAUAUUCAAAAGUGUCCAGAUUGGCAACACCCUCCUCCCCGCGCUUCCCCUGACAGACUGAAGAGGACUAUAAAAAGAGAUAGAAGAUCAACAACUGUCAGACUAUUAGCCCAGCCCUAUCACAUAUUUAUGAAGUCACAGAAACUGAAUGAAGUUUGAAUUCCUUACUUGUCCUUUGUGUAGUAAUUAAACCAGCUUUAUGACAUGAAGUAAAAAGUCUGUUUUUACGCGUAGUCCUGUGAAAAUAGUUUUUAAUAGUUUAGAUAAUUUUCACAGACCAAAUAAUGUUAAUAUUAGAAAAUAAACUUGUGAUAUCAUAGUUUAGUACGGUUAAUAUAGUUUAAGUUAAAUUAA